ACACACACACACACACACACAGAGAGAUUACAGCACGCACCAUCGACUUUCAUUCAUUUUCCACGCUGUACAACAUACAAGUAUAUACUCAGGACUGCAUCAUGGAGCCCCAUCACAAACCAGAUAAUCAAACACUGCAGGAGCUGAGGAACAUCGCGAACCGACUCCGAAUCAGUUCCAUAAAGGCGACCACUGCAGCUGGCAGUGGGCACCCAACAUCAUGUUGCAGUGCAGCAGAGAUCAUGUCUGUGCUCUUCUUCCACGUCAUGAAAUACAAACCUGCUGACCCACGCAAUCCCAACUAUGACCGCUUUGUUCUUUCCAAGGGCCAUGCUGCUCCUGUGCUGUAUGCCGCCUGGGCAGAAGCAGGUCACCUCCAGGAGAGCGAGCUGCUUAACCUCCGAAAGAUUGACUCCAUCCUGGAAGGCCAUCCAGUUCCAAAACAGCAGUUUGUGGAUGUGGCCACAGGUUCUCUCGGGCAAGGACUUGGUGCUGCAUGUGGAAUGGCCUAUACUGGAAAAUAUUUUGACAAAGCGAGUUACCGGGUGUACUGCUUGCUGGGUGAUGGUGAGCUGUCUGAGGGCUCCGUGUGGGAGGCCAUGGCCUUUGCUUCCUUCUAUCAGUUGAACAACUUGGUGGCCAUUCUGGACAUCAACCGCCUGGGCCAGAGCGACCCUGCACCCCUACAGCACCAGGUGGAGAAGUACAAGAAACGCUGCGAAGCCUUCGGAUGGCAUGCUGUCAUUGUGGAUGGUCACAAUGUGGAGGAGCUGUGUAAGGCUCUGUGUCAACCUCAUGACCAAGCCAUUGCUAUCGUUGCCUUAACCUUUAAGGGCAAAGGCAUUCCAGCAUCAGAGGAUAAGAUGGGUUGGCACGGUAAACCCCUGCCUGUGGAUAUGGCUGACAGUGUAAUAAAAAACCUACAAAGUCAGAUAACAAGCAGCAUAAAGCUGUCUCCUCUGAUACCAGUUGAAGACGCGCCUACUGUCAGCCUGAAAAACAUCCACAUGCUUAGCGAACCGAGCUACAAACUUGGAGAGAAGAUUGCUACGAGGAAGGCCUACGGACUGGCUCUCGCAAAACUCGGCCGUUCCCAUGAGCGCGUCGUUGUCAUGGAUGCAGACACGAAGAAUUCCACCUUUUCUGAGCUCUUCAAGAAUGAAUUCCCAAACCGCUAUGUGGAGUGCUACAUUGCAGAGCAGAAUAUGGUGAGUGUAGCUGUGGGAUGUGCAGCUCGUGAUCGCAACGUUGUUUUUGCAUCUACGUUUGCCACGUUCUUCACCCGAGCCUUUGACCAGUUGCGCAUGGCCGCCAUCUCCGAGAGCAACAUCAACCUCUGUGGCUCGCACUGUGGCGUUUCCAUCGGAGAGGAUGGUGCUUCUCAGAUGGCACUGGAAGACUUGGCAAUGUUCAGAGCCAUUCCCACUGCCACAGUGUUCUACCCGAGUGAUGCUGUGUCCACUGAGAAAGCAGUGGAGCUAGCUGCUAACACCAAGGGUAUUUGCUUCAUCCGAACCAGCCGCCCUGAAAACCCCGUAAUCUACAAGAGCAACGAAGAGUUCCGUGUCGGCCAGGCGAAGGUUGUAUACAAGUCGAGCAAGGACCAGGUGACUGUGAUAGGAGCUGCUGUAACUCUUCACGAGGCUCUCGAUGCAGCCGAACACCUGAAAAAAGAGGGCAUACACAUUCGAGUGAUUGACCUUUUUACUAUUAAACCCCUGGACUCAAAAACAAUUAUCGAAAAUGCCCGGGCCACAGGGGGUCACAUUAUCACUGUUGAGGACCACUACUAUGAAGGUGGUCUGGGAGAAGCUGUGUGCUCAGCGGUGGUGAACGAACAUGACUUCACCGUACGGCGUCUCGCGGUGUCCCACGUACCACGCAGCGGAAAACCCCGAGAGCUCCUCAAACUCUUCAACAUCGACUGUGAUGCCAUUGUUCAGGCAGUAAAGAAGAUACUCAAUGACACUGGCAACAAAAAGUAACACAGUGAUUAACAGGGUCAUUAUAAUAAAAUAGAAAAAGAAGAGAAAAAUAGAACCAGAUGAUUAGUAGCUGUAAGUCAUGAAAACUAGGUUUGUGUCCUUUUUUUUUCCUGCUGAAUCGUGAAACAUUGUGAAAGAAUAAACUAUAAUACAGUUUACAUUACAUUAUUUUUAUUAGCCAACAUCUAGACAAGCUGGAGCAAGUUUACACUCCAUAUUACAAACUACAUUUUAUAAAUACGUUGAAAAACGGUCCUGAACGCUCCAUCAUGCUCUAAAAUGCUCGAGACAAUGUUAUGUAGAGAUGUUGGAAACUUUAAUGUGCACAUGCAUGAAAGUACAGGUAGCCAAUCAGACUGCGUAUGUAAAGAUUCUAAAGCCUGUGGCCAGAAAAAGUGUACAAAUGUUUUAAGCCACAAGCAGAACAAAUUAGUAUGAGAAACUUUACCCUGAAGAAAAUGUUUGGUUUGCCGCUAGCCUAUUUUCAUCCCUUAAAACUGGGAACUCAAUGACAAUCUAUUAGAAAUCAGCGUGGAGGCAAUAAACAUGUUUGGGAAACGUUCAAUAUGGAAUAUAUGCAAUACUGUUUUGCACGCUAUUGAAAGAAAACAUUUUCACCACAUUACUAAAAAUGAUUUAUUGACAGUUGAAUAAAAAGUAUACUGCAAAAUUUGAUUUGUGAAUUACAAGUUUGCUAUAAAAAAAAAAAAUUAUUCUCUAAAUGAAAAUUGGAGACUAUAUUUGCAUACCCUAAAGUUCUUUUGCAUUCCCCGAGGCUGCACAAGCUUCCAGGAUGAAUAAACACCUCUGGUUUGA
Messenger RNA from Silurus meridionalis, 2801 nucleotides. It is a transcript of the gene tkta, whose product is annotated as transketolase a. The transcript is spliced from 14 exons. Bases 102 to 1985 code for a protein of 627 amino acids. Gene Ontology annotation, molecular function: thiamine pyrophosphate binding; transketolase activity. Gene Ontology annotation, biological process: pentose-phosphate shunt, non-oxidative branch; ribose phosphate biosynthetic process. NCBI's taxonomy places the organism in Eukaryota, Metazoa, Chordata, Actinopteri, Siluriformes, Siluridae. Gene Ontology annotation, cellular component: endoplasmic reticulum membrane; extracellular exosome. The record is from RefSeq and is a predicted model, not a curated record.